GUUUAACGUUAUAAGUGCGCGAGUAAUAAAAUAAAGCUAAAUAUACUUCGACUCUUAAGCUGUUGUUUUCAGUUUGGCGUACCAUGGCAAAACUGUUAGUAGUUUUUGCCGUUUUGGCAUUGGCGGCCAGUAAUGCAGUCAACGCCACAGAGGCGCGAAUCAAGCGGCAGGCGACCACGGAAGAGCCCAAGAAGGAGGAGUCCUUCGAGAAGGAGCUGUGCAAGGACAAAGAUGCUGGCGAAUGGUUUCGCUUGGUAGCCGGCGAAGGCGACAAUUGCCGUGAUGUGAUUCAGUGCACCUCGUCGGGUUUGCAAGCCAUUCGCUGCCCGGCUGGCCUGUAUUUUGAUAUUGAGAAGCAGACCUGCGACUGGAAAGAGUCUGUGAAGAACUGCAAGUCCAAGAACAAGGAGCGCCGGGUGAAGCCGCUGCUGCACACCGAUGAGCCUCUCUGCCAGGAUGGCUUCCUGGCCUGCGGUGAUGGCAACUGCAUUGAGCGUGGCCUAUUCUGUAAUGGCGAAAAGGACUGCUCAGAUGGCUCCGACGAAAAUACUUGUGACAUUGACAACGAUCCCAAUCGCGCUCCCCCUUGCGAUCCGUCUGUGUGCGUUCUGCCCGACUGCUUCUGUUCGGAAGAUGGCACCAGCAUUCCCGGCGAUCUGCCCGCCAAGGAUGUGCCCAUGAUGAUCACCAUCACAUUCGACGACGCCAUCAACAACAACAACAUUGAGCUGUACAAGGAAAUAUUCAAGGGUCGAAAGAACCCCAACGGCUGCGACAUCAAGGCCUCCUACUUCAUCUCGCACAAGUACACGAACUACUCGGCCGUGCAGGAAACGGCGCGAAAGGGUCAUGAGAUUGCUGUACACUCCAUCUCGCACAACGACGAUGAGCGCUUCUGGUCGAACGCCACCGUCGAUGAGUGGGCCAAGGAAAUGGCUGGCAUGCGCAUUAUCAUUGAGAAGUUCGCAAACAUCACAGAUAACUCGGUGGUGGGAGUGCGCGCCCCCUACUUGCGUGUCGGUGGAAACGAUCAGUUCACCAUGAUGGAAGAGCAAGCGUUCCUCUACGACUCCACGAUCACGGCACCAUUAUCGAAUCCCCCACUAUGGCCUUACACUAUGUAUUUCCGCAUGCCUCAUCGCUGCCAUGGCAAUCUGCAGAGCUGUCCCACACGAUCACAUGCUGUCUGGGAGAUGGUGAUGAACGAAUUGGAUCGUCGCGAGGAUCCCGCUAAUGAUGAGUACUUGCCAGGUUGCGCUAUGGUUGAUUCGUGCUCGAAUAUUCUCACCGGCGAUCAGUUCUACAACUUCCUGAACCACAACUUCGAUCGCCAUUACGACCAGAAUCGUGCGCCCCUGGGCCUGUACUUCCAUGCCGCCUGGUUGAAGAAUAAUCCCGAGUUCCUGGACGCCUUCCUGUACUGGAUCGAUGAGAUUCUGGCCAACCACAACGACGUCUACUUUGUGACCAUGACUCAGGUCAUACAAUGGAUGCAGAAUCCCCGCACCAUCAGCGAAGUUAAGAACUUUGAGCCCUGGAGGGAGAAGUGCGUGGUGGAGGGCAAGCCCGCCUGCUGGGUGCCCAACACCUGCAAGCUCACGUCCAAGGAGGUUCCCGGUGAGACCAUCAAUUUGCAGACUUGCGUCAGAUGCCCCAACAAUUACCCAUGGGUGAACGAUCCCACCGGCGAUGGUUUCUUCUAAGUCAGCAAAUGAGGCGCGCGCUCGAUACACGCCUUAAAAUUUUCGUAAUAUCUUAAGUGGCUUGUCCGAUGACCUGCCCCUGCACCUUACCUUGUCCUCACCCUCUUCGAACUACACACCUAGCCACACUUUAUCUUCGUCUCCGUCGUCUUCCCCCUUUCUUACCCAAAAAUGUGCAAGACUUUUUACUUACAUACUCGUACAUAAAUACAUACAUAUAUUUGACUGACUCUGUUGGCGUCGCUGCGCGAUGUCGCAAUGCAGCAGCGCGUUUUAAAACGCGCUUAAGCUGCGCCCAUGACGCCUUCCAAGUCUUUGCUGUGUUACGUUAUA
Molecule: messenger RNA, 2036 nt
Organism: Scaptodrosophila lebanonensis
Lineage: Eukaryota; Metazoa; Arthropoda; Insecta; Diptera; Drosophilidae
Gene: serp
Exons: 4
Coding region: 84-1703 (539 amino acids)
Biological process (GO): carbohydrate metabolic process
Cellular component (GO): extracellular region
Molecular function (GO): hydrolase activity, acting on carbon-nitrogen (but not peptide) bonds; chitin binding; protein binding
Source: RefSeq, a predicted model, not a curated record